Messenger RNA from Glarea lozoyensis ATCC 20868, 1020 nucleotides. Its product is annotated as HIT/MYND zinc finger-like protein. The transcript is spliced from 3 exons. Lineage: Eukaryota; Fungi; Ascomycota; Leotiomycetes; Helotiales; Helotiaceae. Bases 1 to 1020 code for a protein of 339 amino acids. The record is from RefSeq and is a predicted model, not a curated record.
AUGCCUGACUUUACACAUCAGAUGAACCCCUCGCCCACAACUGCUCCAAGAUCCAACUCGGAUUUUGCCGAUCGAGUAUGUGUUAAAUGCUCUACGCCAGCCUCCCUGACUUGCUCUGGAUGCAAGAGUACGACAACGGAUGCCAACAGACGAUACUGUUCGGCCGCAUGCCAGCGAGAUGACUGGGACGAACACAAAAUGGACUGCAAACAUGCCAAGGUGAAGAACAUACAAGCCAGAUUCUUCCGUGCGGCCAUUAUUCUUGAGAAUAUCUGGGAGGCGUACCGCGAAAAGCUGUUUGACAAACUGAUAACGAAGAUCGAGAAGAAAGAUGGCAGCCUUGUCCUUCACGAGAAUGACGAUCGAUGGUUCAACUCACCUUACGAUAUGCUUGAGCCAUUUCCUUUCCACCUGCUCCCUGAACCUAGCGACAAGCUGGCGGUCUUGAAUUUCAUGGCCUGCGGAGAUACCCUUGCCUAUUUGAAUGACGUUGUCGAGUUACUUUUCAGAGAUCUAUCAACUAAAAUUGUCGAAGUUGCUAUUAAUGAUAUGAUUCCAAAAAUGACAAUCACACCUGUGGACGUGCGUGGAGAUAUUAGAUCGCCAACUCGCCGGCAUGCGCUAUGGAAAGUCACAUUGAAAAAUUGUGCUGGUAUCUACGCUCUGGAUCUGACUGGAGCUCAAUUUGGUCACAUGGAUGCCCCAACCAUUCCUUGGGACAUAUAUAGGGCGAGCAGAAUCGGACGUGCUGGUUCUCCCUUUCAAAGGAGAGCUUUUCCUGCCAUUACCCAUGCAGUCAGUGGUUGGCUGUCCGACAACAACACGACCUUGUGGGACACGAUACAACUGCCUCAACCAAUGUUCGAUAAAUGCGUCGCGGGAAUUGUGGAUGCUGUGACUGUGGGUAUCGAAGAACGUCUCAGAAUUGCAAGAGAAUUGGAUGAGCAGUCGAUUUCACGAACAAAAUUAAGUUUGGGUAAUAAUUGUAGUGAAUUGGUUCAAGAGCAUGCGGCGUUGUAG